UUGGUGCUCGUGGGUGAGGGUGAGGGUGAUGGAUGCUGUACGUGCACUGGAAUGAGGAUCGGUGAUAUUGGCGGAGCGCUGCUUGAAGCUGCCAAACUGACGAGGUUCUGGUUCUGCCAGAAGCCUGGAUACGGCUUCUCUCAAAAAGUGGACGAGGAGGAGUCUAGCGGUGGAGUGACCCUGCACCCGCCGGACGGCUUCUACUCUCACCAGCACUCGAUCCACAGUGGUCACCAUGCGCACAACGCCGAGCCCGACAGAGGCUAUAUGGAGGGCAAUAGAUACGUCACCGCCGUACACCGCCCCCUACCUGCUCUAAACCACUCAAACUCGUCAUGCUCGUCGGCGUCGAACGCGUCGACGGGCGCUGGGCUAUGUGCGGCGACAGCGGAGCCGGCGCCACCGCUUUUCAUCGCCGCACCUCCGGAAGGUUUCGGCUUGGCCGUCCACAACAACAGCCGCUAUGAGAUGUCUCAAGAUCUCCUCGACAAACAAGUAGAAAUCCUUGAGAGGAGAUACGGAGGUCUAAGGGCUAGACGCGCAGCGGUGACCAUACAGCGUGCGUUCAGAAGACGACAACUCCUAAAGAAAUUUAGCGCCAUCACAGCCAUGGCUAAAGCUGCUGAUUCCACCGCGAGGAGGCUCCAAGACGGCUCCGAUCAUGGACAACUCGUUAAUGGAAAUGACAUAUACGCGAACACCUUACUCCAGAAGAGCCCAGCAGGAACAGAAAAAAUGCUUGCACUCACCAGACCCAUGCGCUCUAUGUCGUUACGUGAGAGACACGACGUGGACAUGAGUAACCAUUUGCAAUGCGACACUACAAAUGAAGUGGAAGCCAUGGUGGCGAGGGUUCAACAGUCAGCGCAUCAGAUACACAUGAUUGCGUCCGAGAUGCCUCCGCAUCAUCGUGCCGACACCGAUAGUGGGGUCUGCAGCUGUUCUGUAAGCGGUUCGGUGACAAAUAUAUCGACCUCCUCCUCCCACAAUGAAUCUCUGCACAAUCACCAAUUGCUGAAUAACUCCGGGCCAAUAUACGGCAACCUUCUGUCAUCUGGUGGUAAGCCUCUGUCGUCGCCAACGGCUCGUCAGCAGCAACAAUUGGCGGCGAUACAAGCAGCGAACGCUCGCAGGCUGCCACCAGAAGUGCCAAAACGGACCAGCAGUAUCACUCUCAAUGCCGAAAGCCCAGUGUCUCUCCGCCGGGCGGAAUGCGGUGCGGUCAUACGCGGGGGUUCCAUGUCGUCGGUUCAGUCGUCGUCGUCAUCGUCGUCACAGGAGCACCGUCAUCACUACCACCAACCUUACCAGCCUAGAGCUCCGGAACCCCACGUGCACAUCCAGGAGCAGCACUUCCAACAGCACCAGCGCACAGCCUCUGGAUCUUUAUACGAGGGAGGCGAUCGCUUCCCGGUGUGGAAGCGUCAAGAAGCCCCGCCGUACUACGAGGCACCGCCGCCACCUGGUGCUUGCUGUCGACCGCAACAUGAACAUCACCCGCAUACACAUCAGCCUUUGAAAGUUACCGCCGUGUCAGAAACAGUACGCAAACGCCAAUACAGAGUAGGUUUGAAUCUCUUCAACAAGAAGCCCGAACGCGGAAUCGCCUAUCUUAUUUCUCGUGGAUUCUUGGAGAAUUCACCGCGUGGCGUGGCGCGUUUCCUCAUCACGAGGAAAGGACUAAGCAAGCAGAUGAUUGGGGAGUACCUAGGGAAUUUGCAGAAUCCCUUCAAUAUGGCUGUGCUUGAAUGCUUCGUGAACGAGUUGGAUUUGUCCGGUAUGGCGGUAGAUGUGGCGCUUCGUCGCUAUCAAGCCCACUUCCGGCUUCCAGGCGAGGCGCAGAAAAUCGAGCGGCUUGUGGAAGCGUUCGCUCGACGCUAUUGCGUGUGUAAUACCGAUUUUGUUCAACGUCUGCGGACUCAAGACACGAUAUUCGUACUAGCAUUCGCCAUAAUAAUGCUGAACACGGACCUUCACACACCAAACCUAAAGCCUGAAGCACGAAUGUCGCUGGACGACUUCGUGCGAAACUUGCGCGGCAUCGACGAUUGUGGAGACAUUGACCGAGAUAUGCUCGCCGGAAUCUAUGAUCGCGUCAAAGCCAGCGAAUUCAGGCCCGGGAGUGAUCACGUCACACAGGUGAUGAAAGUACAAGCUACGAUAGUCGGCAAAAAGCCUCACCUUGCUCUGCCGCAUCGGCGACUCGUCUGUUACUGUCGGCUGUAUGAAAUACCCGACAUACAUAAGAAAGAACGUCCUGGAGUACACCAACGAGAGGUGUUCCUGUUCAAUGAUUUACUAGUGAUUACGAAGAUCUUCAGCAAGAAGAAAUCUUCGGUGACCUACACCUUCAGGCAGUCAUUCCCCCUGUGUGGAAUGGUCGUCAAUCUCUUCUCAGUGCCGCACUACCCGUUCGGCAUACGUCUGUCGCGGCGCGUGGACGGGCGUCGGCUGUCGACGUUCAACGCGCGCAACGAACACGACCGCUGCAAGUUCGCGGAGGAUCUGCGCGAGAGCAUCGCGGAGAUGGACGAGAUGGAGGCCAUGCGCAUCGAGGGCGAGCUCAACCGCGGCAAGGGGCGCGGCGGCAGCGCCGGUGCGAGGAACGUAAUGGAGAACAGAGACAGCGGCGUAGCCGACGUAGAGAUCGAUCAUCAGCAGUGUAUGGACCACGUGCACGUGCACGGAGUGGUAGUCCCGCCCCCACCGGCCGGCCCGGCACCAGCGGCACCAUCUCGUCUCUCCCAAAACCCACCACCCACCAACAUUAUAAAGAGGAACGUACUUAGCAACUCGCUGGUCGACAUUAACGAUCCAGUGGCUCUAGCGGCUGAGCGUCUACAGCGAAGAGGCUCAGUCGGCUCGUUGGACAGCGGCAUGUCGGUGUCCUUCCAGCAGGGCAGCCGUAACGCACUGCAUGCCACUUCGCCGAGACAUCCGAAUGAGCAGCGUUCACCAGGUCGUCUCUUCAGUGGUAUCUUCCCCGGACGCCAACGGAAACUGAGUGCGUCAGGAAUCCCGGACACGAAAGGACAAGUCGGGAAGAGUACAGAAGUAUAA
Messenger RNA from Parnassius apollo (apollo), 3060 nucleotides. NCBI's taxonomy places the organism in Eukaryota, Metazoa, Arthropoda, Insecta, Lepidoptera, Papilionidae. The record is from the annotation of a GenBank genome assembly.